AGUAUUUUAGUAGUAGAGGAGCAGAUUACAAGAAAAAAGUUUGUGCUUCGUCGAAGAAAGUGUCUCGGUCGUCUUUUCGGUGGAAUAAACUUGUCCAGAAUCUGUGCAAACCCUUCAAUCCGACGAUCCGGGAAUCUACCAGCCGGGGGCAGUGCUUUUGUGCGUGUGACUCGGUUCCGCGACCGACGAUGUGACGGAAUUUCGCAAAGGUCUUUGGAAAAAAUCGGAUGAUAAAAGUGAAGGAAAAGUUCCACCUCCUUGGCCUGGAAAAAUAAUCGAUAAUUUUACUCCUGCUAGAACCAGGAGGGCCAGUGCCAGUAAUACUGCGUGAAAACGAGUGCAAAUUCGUCGUAACCCGUGGAGAAUCUACCGUAAAGCUUUGGAUAACCUCCGCUGAAGAGGACAGCUUCGUUCCGAGCACAAGGAACCACCGAAGAAGAAAAACACCCACUUUGCAUCAACCACCAGCAGCAGCACCACCACUUCCGGACCACUUCUUCGAUCGAUUGCCAGCAGCAGAAUGCAGGCCGCGGAUCCAUUCGUGAUAACGACCCGCGAGCGGGCCAAGUACGACGAGCAGUUCAAGAGUCUGCAGCCGGUCAACGGGGUCGUGACCGGGGGCCAGGCCAAGGGAUUCUUCCUGCAGAGUCAGCUGCCGCCGAUGAUUCUCGGUCAGAUUUGGGCCCUCGCCGACACGGACUCCGACGGCAAGAUGACGCUCGGUGAAUUCAGCAUCGCAUGCAAGCUGAUCAACCUGAAGCUGCGCGGGUUCGAGGUCCCAAAGACAUUGCCACCGACGCUGAUUGCCUCGCUGACGGCCGUCGGUGGAACGCCCACGCUGACCCCCACAACCGGACUGAGCCCGCUGGAUCCACUCAAGUCGCUUGCCGGAACCAUCUCUCACAUUCCACCGGCCAUCCCGCCCCAGCCGGCCAUGAUUCCGCACGCCAUCGUUCCGCCAAUGAGACCGGCCAUGCCUCCUCAACCGCUGAUUGCUGCAGCCGCCGCAAGUCAGCCGGCAGCAGCGCCGUUGAUUCCGAUGCAACCUCUCGUUCAACCGAUGGGCACCGUUCCGCAGCCUGCGAUGAUGCAGCAAGUGCCCGCGCAGGCGCCACUGAUUGCGGGGUUCGGAAUGCCUCCGGUUCAAUCCGUGCAACCGCUGAUCGACCCCAUCGGAGGAAUCGCCAGUCCUCCACUCGUGGCCGGAAUUCCACCGAUCGGUUCGAUGCAGCCACUCAUCGGAGGACUUCCGGGAGCUGUUCCAAUGGCGACUGCAGCCGUUCCAGCUCCCCCGACGCCCCCCUCGGGAACCGGAACUCCACAACGCACCAUGUCCAUCUCCGAGCGGGCACCAUCCAUCGAAUCUCCCCAAUCCGAAUGGGCCAUCAAGGGACCGGCCAAGCUGAAGUACACCCAGCUGUUCAACACGACCGACCGCAACCGGUCCGGCUUCCUGACCGGGCCGCAGGCGCGCAACAUCAUGGUCCAAACCAAGCUGCCCCAGGCCAACCUCGCCCAGAUUUGGGCCCUCGCCGACAUGGACUCCGACGGGCGGCUCGGCUGCGAAGAGUUCGUGCUGGCCAUGUAUCUGUGCGAUUUGGCGCUGCAGGGCGAAAAGGUUCCGGCGGUGCUGCCCCCCGAGCUGAUUCCACCCUCGUUCCGCAAGGCAACGUCACGCCACGGAUCGGUCGUUGGUUCGCGCCACGGAUCGGUUUCGUCGCAGGGCGGCGCGCCCAAUGUGCACGCGGUGCCGGCCGAGCCGCUCGACCCGCUGUCCGGUUUACCGAUGUCUUCGUUCGAGGACAAGCGCAAGGAAAACUACGACAAGGGCCAGGCCGAACUGGACCGCCGGCGCAAGGCCCUGAUGGACAUCCAGAAGAAGGAACAAGAGGAAACGCGACCGCAAGGAGCGCGGAGGAGCAGGAAAAGAUCCCGCAAGGCCAAAACUGGAGGGCCGAGCGAGAAGCAGCAGGGGAAUUGGAGAGAAGCAACGUCCAGCUUGAGUGGGAAGCGCAAUAGAUCGCCGAGAUUGCUGCAGCAGCGUCAGCGCGAGCAGGGAACGUGCUGGAAGUUGAAAGGCACAGAACCAGCGCUGAGCGUGGAGUUGAGCACGUUCAACGAGAAGAUCAAGGAGCUGUCGCAGAAGAUUUGCGACACGAGCCUCAAGUCGAAGGUUAAGGUGCAGAACCAGCGGCUGGUGCAGUUGAGCCAGCAGUUCUCGAACAAACAGAUCAUUAUUCAGCAAUUGAAGGACAAGCUCGAAAACACUAAGCAGCAGAUUGAGAACAAAACCACAGACAUCGAACUCAACAGCAAGCAUCUGGUUGAGCUCAAGUCUCAGCUGACCGAUUUGAUUGAUUCUUGCGAGAAGCUGUACCACGAGUACGACAUGCAGCGAAUACAGAUCCUCGAGAUGAAGAACAACCGCAAGAACGAGUCGUACACGAGCGCCUGGGACACGUCCAACUCGUGGCCGGUCAACAACGAACCGGUGGCGCCAGCGCAAACGGAAACAACGACGUCGAUGCUUCCGAACGAUACGGUCGAGACGCCGCCCGGCUUCGUCAAGUACCGGGCCAUUUACGAGUUUAGCGCGCGCAACGCGGACGAGAUUACGUUCCAGCCGGGCGAUAUCAUAAUGGUCCCCCUGGAGCAGAACGCCGAACCGGGUUGGCUGGCGGGCGAGAUCAACGGCCACACUGGCUGGUUCCCGGAGACGUACGUCGAGAAGGUCGACAGCAAUCUGAACACGGUGUUACCGACGGCGGCGACAACAACGACGGCAGCGGCAGAACCCUUCGCAAUGGCUGCGGCGGUGGCGGCUCCAGCGCCAGAACCGGAAACGAUCGCAUACUCACAGGAACCGGUGGCCAGCGCCGACGACUACACGACUGCGCCCAGCGAAGUAGAAGGUUUGUCACGGAAAGAAAUGAUUGAGUCAGGUUCAAAUGUUAACAAUAAUUUGGUUGCAGCGACUUACAACGGGGAUGUCGAGUAUUACGUUGCCUGCUACGCGUACCAGUCGGCGGAGAUUGGUGACCUGGUGUUCGACACGGGCGAGGUCAUCGCCGUCACCAAAAAGGAGGGCGACUGGUGGACCGGAAACAUUGGCAAUCGUACUGGCAUCUUCCCCUCGAACUAUGUACAAAAGCAGGAAUCUGUAAGUACUGCCCUAGAGACCAGUAGUGAGCCUAGCGUUGUAGUGUCCGAGAAACAAGAGGCAAUCAACGGAAAUCAGCAAAUCAGCAGCUACGAUCAGCAGCAGCCGACGACGACAACGCAACAGGACACGCAGCAAGACUCCACCAAGCGAAAGCAAUCGACGACGAACCAGGACGCGGAGGACGCCCGGAAUCAGGCGGAAGCGGACUCCGAGGUGUCCCAGAUCAACACCCAGCCACCGAUAGCACCGCAAGCCAACGAGGAAGGCAUCCGCUACUCGUCGAUGUCCAUUUCGGCCACGCCAAGUCUGCGGAAAAAGGGCGAGGUGGCGCAGGUGAUUGCGCCGUACGAGGCGACCAGUUCGGAGCAGCUGUCGCUGACGCGUGGCCAGCUCAUCAUGAUCCGCAAGAAGACUGACUCCGGCUGGUGGGAGGGAGAGCUGCAGGCCAAAGGACGGCGACGACAGAUCGGCUGGUUCCCGGCAACUUACGUCAAAAUUCUCCAAGGAGGCCGCAACAGCGGUCGAAACACGCCCGUGUCCGCCAGUAAAGUGGAAAUCUCGGAAACGGUUCUUGACAAAGUAAUAGCCCUCUACCCGUACAAGGCCCUGAACGAUGACGAGCUGUCGUUCGACAAGGACGACAUCAUCAGCGUGCUCGGUCGGGACGAGCCGGAAUGGUGGCGCGGUGAGCUGAACGGAACGACCGGUCUGUUCCCGAGCAACUACGUGGGUCCGUUCGUGACGUCAGGUAAGAAGACACCGACGGCGGUCGCGACGAAAAGUUAGCAUGAAUUCGAAACUACACCGACUGACGAACACUUUAGCCGCUAGAGUUUACUCAAUGAGAGAGAGAGAGAGAGAGAGAGGAUAUGCAUGAGAAUAAGUGUGAAAUUUAUACGUUUCUUUAUGUAUCGGUUUUGCGUGUAGAUUUUCACUGACGUAAUGACGUGACUUUAUUUGUUAUUGUAUACAAAAUCUACUAUUUGUACUGUAAAGUUUAUUCAGUUGCAUAUAUUGUCUUUCCCUCAUUUGCUAUUAUAUGUUUAGAGAUUGUAUGUAAAUUUAUGAAUGAAUAAUUAUUGAUUAUCCGUCUUUAUUUAUAA
Culex pipiens pallens (northern house mosquito) is the source of this 4266-nucleotide messenger RNA. Its product is annotated as intersectin-1-like. Lineage: Eukaryota; Metazoa; Arthropoda; Insecta; Diptera; Culicidae. The transcript is spliced from 15 exons. Gene Ontology annotation, biological process: endosomal transport; clathrin-dependent synaptic vesicle endocytosis. The record is from RefSeq and is a predicted model, not a curated record. Bases 521 to 3949 code for a protein of 1142 amino acids. Gene Ontology annotation, molecular function: protein binding; molecular adaptor activity; calcium ion binding. Gene Ontology annotation, cellular component: intracellular vesicle; plasma membrane; clathrin-coated pit.